This is a messenger RNA of Penicillium pulvis, 450 nucleotides long. Its product is annotated as DUF3237 domain-containing protein. Bases 1 to 450 code for a protein of 149 amino acids. The transcript has a single exon. The record is from RefSeq and is a predicted model, not a curated record. NCBI's taxonomy places the organism in Eukaryota, Fungi, Ascomycota, Eurotiomycetes, Eurotiales, Aspergillaceae.
AUGCCACCUACUCUAGAAUUCGCGUUCACUCUACACGUGGACCUAUCACCAGCUCUUGAAUUUGGAGAUACACCAUGUGGAUCCCGAAAAUUUAUCCCGAUCACAGGAGGAACAGUCGAAGGCCCGAAGUUGACAGCCACUAUUCUCCCGGGAGGUGGAGACUGGAAUGUUCUCCGGCAGGAUGGAAUCGGGCACCUCUUUGCGAAAUACACUAUCGAGUCUUCCGACGGAGUUCCCAUCAGUGUCACGAAUGAAGGAUGGAUUCGAAAAUUCCGAAGAAACGAUGGAUCUGAGAAGGUCGCUGAGGAUCAGUGGUACGCGAAGACCAACCCCCGAUUUGAAGUUCGUAGCGGCCCUUAUGACUGGUUGAAUCGGACUGUUUUUGUGGGCGAGCUUCGUAAACCCAAUAUUCCGAAUCAUGUUGAUAUUGAUGUCUACUCUGUUGAAUGA